AUGGGACAUUUUAUUCCCAGCUGCUCCGACUUCGAAAAUUCGUCAGCGACGCCGCCUCUCGUGCCUCUUCCGACUCUCGACGGGACGCAACCGACGACGAACCUGACGGCAACGUCUCCGUCUGCCUUCAAGACGGUCUGUUAUCCCCCACCAAACGAUUUCAACUCUUGCGAGGACGUCAUGGGCAAUUGGCUCCUCCGGAUUCUCAUCUGGGUCGUCGUCGUCGUCAACAUCUGCGGCAACUUGACGGUCGUCUCUGUGUUCAUGGCGAACCGCAAACGAUUCAACGCCGUCAAACUGAUUCUCUGCAAUAUGGCGUUCGCCGACUUGUGCAUGAGCGUCUACCUCAUGACGUUGGCAAUAGUCGACGCGAAGACGUAUGGGGAAUACGUCGAUCACGCAAUCGAGUGGAAGACGAACGGCGGAUGCGAAGCGAUCGGCUUCGUUUCCGUCUUCUCGAGCAUCUUGUCGCUCUACAGUCUCACCGUCUUGACGAUGGAGCGAUUCUAUACAAUCCAUUUUGCAAUGUACGGUCGGAAGUUGGGACUCAAACAAGCGGGCGUCGUAGUUGCAAUCGGUUGGGUUUACGCCUUGAUUAUGGCGACUCUCCCGCUCGUCGGGGUCUCCGACUACACGUCGACGGCGAUUUGUCUUCCGUUUGAUCUCGAAAACGGCGGACGGGCUUACAUCAUAUUCGGACUGAGCGUCCAUCUGUUGGCUUUCUGCAUCAUUGCUGGCGUGUACGUCUUCAUCUUUUGCCGCAUCACCGAUCACGUGACGUUGACGGGCAAGGGCAACUCGACGGUUUUGUUCAAGAUGUCGCUUCUUGUGGCCGUCGACUUUUGCUGCUGGAUGCCGAUCAUAGUGACAGGUAUCAUAUCGGCGGCAACCGAUGAAGUAUCCGUGUCCCUCGUGGCAGCCAAAUACAUGAUGGUCUUUAUAUAUCCGCUCAACUCGUGCGCUAACCCAUUUCUCUACGCCAUCUUUACAAAACCGUUCAAACGCGAUUUCUUCGAGUUCUGGUACCGUUUCGGCUACUUCGAAAGUCAGUACUUUAGAUAUUCGCGCUCGAAAACCGUUAGAGGUACCAGUCGGUCAACACAGCUGCAGACAAUAACAGGUCAUUCGUUGGGGAGCAUGAACAUGCAGUUGGUCGCCAUUGCUCCCAAUGGUAGCAACGUGGAUGCGAGUGUCACUUCGCUGGACAGUACCCUACAGAACGUUGUAACAGAGACGUGCGACGACGUCGAGAGUGUGUCGAAAACCAAACGCAAAAGAAAAAGUUCUGGGAACUUCGGAAACGACGCGACGGACAAAGACGAGGAGGAAAAGCUAGAGAACACAGAAACGGAAGUAGUUGUUGAUCUCGAUUUCGAUAUGUUAACAAUCGCUGGACAGUUGGUGAUCAGAAACGAAGCUUUCGACCGAAACACAGAGGCAAAAUAA
This is a messenger RNA of Corticium candelabrum, 1446 nucleotides long. RefSeq names its product follicle-stimulating hormone receptor-like. The transcript has a single exon. Gene Ontology annotation, biological process: activation of adenylate cyclase activity; hormone-mediated signaling pathway; adenylate cyclase-activating G protein-coupled receptor signaling pathway. Lineage: Eukaryota; Metazoa; Porifera; Homoscleromorpha; Homosclerophorida; Plakinidae. The record is from RefSeq and is a predicted model, not a curated record. Gene Ontology annotation, cellular component: plasma membrane. Gene Ontology annotation, molecular function: G protein-coupled peptide receptor activity; protein-hormone receptor activity. The coding region runs from base 1 to 1446 and encodes 481 amino acids.